CGGCGUCGCACGAACCGCGCGUGACUUACGCCGACGCCGCCGCCCCUGCGGGACGGAUUUCCUAAAGUACCGUCCAGUGCCCGGAUUCUCUUCUCUCUUACGCCUUGCUCGUCUAUGUGUAACGUGAAUCCGUGCUUUUAGUGUAUGUGGAAUCCUGUUUCCUGUGCCGAUAUACGGUGUUACACGUGCCUGGCCUGAAAAGAGUUCGGUGAAUAUACUUCAACGUGCAGCAGUGAACAAGAGAUUUGUAUCGUUAGUUACACGUGAACUACACGGUGUAUCGAUUAACAUGAUAUUGCAUUGAAAUUUUCUGAUACGUUUCAUAUAACAAAACUGAAAUGAAAAGUGUAAAGUGUGCAAAGAGGUAAAAGUGCAGAAACUGUGCGAACGGACGGAGAUUUUGUUCCCUUGAUUCUGAAAAUCGUAGGCAAAGAGAAUUUUUCGGAAAUCACGUUAUUCCCAUAACCGUGAGCAGCGCCGAGUCCCGAGGGGGUGAUUUCGCCCUGGGCUCAGGACUAUGUCAUGACCACCACAAAUCCAGGCUCAUCAUUCAGCUUGAGAAGGGGAAAGACCACGAUACCGGAGAACCAUGAUUCCAGGAAUUACGGACCCGGUUCGAAGAGCGUCUCUUCCCUCGGGACGACCUUCAACUCACUCGCCCUUGACGUGUCUUACGCUGCUCUCAGCAGCCGUUCGAGUCCACGACACUCGGCGAGGAGCUUGUCAAGCGUAUGGGAAGUCCCCGAACCCGACGAAGUCGUGGAACGGGAAGACCCGGAACUGUGGGAGGACAUCGGCGUCGUCGAGUACCUCGAGAGGCGGCUCGGCCCUCCCGACGAAAGCACCGCCGACGAGAGGGUCGAAGACCUCAGGCAGGUCCUCAUCGAGACCGACCUCCACGAGGGUGACGGCGAGGCCUCGGACUUCCUUUUUCACGUCGCCAGGACCAAGCACGGGAAAAUCUACAUCCGAGUCAUCAGGACUUUGCUGAUGAAUCGAGUUCUAUGUAGCAACCGGGUGAGCCAAAUGACAAAAACCUAUAAUGAUAUAGAAGCAGUAACCAGGCUUCUGGAGGAGAAAGAGAAAGACUUGGAAUUGACAGCUCGAAUAGGAAAGGAGCUGCUGACACAUAAUCAAAAGCUAGAGAGCAAUGUUACAUCGUUGGAAACAGAACUAAAACUAGCCAAUGAGAAAAUAACGCAGCUGAGUCAUGAACUGAUUAAGAAAACGGAACUUGUACAAAUUUUAACAAACGAUGUCGACGACUCUGGGUCGGAAAGUGGGACCCCUACGGGUCUUAAGGGUAUUAAUUUGGACAUGAUGCAGCGGCGGAUCAGCGUCCUUGAAGAUGAAAACAAACAGCUACGUACCGAGUUUACCAACUUGGUGCACGAUGCUGACGAUUGCGAAGAGAAGGAAGCCCGCCUCGUCAAAGACAUCGCCGCCCAAUUAGCAAGCGCAAACAUAGAGGCAGACGGAAUGGCGGACGAGCUGGACCGCCAGAAAGAGGAGAACAGACUUCAGCACGAACAGAUAGUGAGUCUUAGAGCUAAGCUGGCCGAAACUGAGCUCAGGCUUGCUCGGUUAUUAGCCGAACACGAUGAAAUGGGAGCUACGCUAGUCAUUACUAAGGAUAAUCAAAAUAUCCUUGCCAACGAGCUUGCCGAAUUCAAGGACCGAUAUACGGAGGUCGUAAACUUGCUGGCUGAAACGCAGGAACAAUUGCGUAAGCAGAGAAAGAAGGGUAUGCCCAUGGUUCGUGGUGGCUCACUUUUCCCGUCUCUUGGCGCCGCCCCACAGCCUGACUCCAUAGCUUCCGAGCUUGAGUCUUCGUUGUAUUCCGAAGCCAGUCUUGACUCAGGAAUCAUCAGUGAUAGAACGCCGGCUUACAAAAAAGUAUUUGAAACCGUUCGGAGUGCGUCUCGAGCAUCGUACGCUGGCAGUAUGGAUGCCAAUCAGUUCCCACGUAUCGGCUCCAUGACUACAUCAACUUUGUCCAGCGGCUCUUCUGGCCCGCGCAUGAGCUGCGGUGCUUUAAGGCCUGUAGCUUCCUCGGGAUUCCCCAGCUUGGACUCUACCGGCCACAGCGACAGCGAAGGCUCCCUUUUAACAGACUCGGAAGAAUAUCCCGGUCCACAACAAACUGGAGUACCAGGUGCACCUGGAGCAGCAGAUCUUGAAGCCGCGCUGCGUCGCUUAACACCGGCAGAAGUAAUAGCAAGACGUGCGUGCCUGAGUACCGGUGCUGGUUACAAUUACGACUAUGACGCUGGAAUUCAAUCCCCACCGUCGUUCUUGCCAUUCGGAUGUCGAACACCUGACAGCAUAAUGUCGACUGGAAGCAGUGGUAAUCUUAGUGGCUUUAGUGGCAACAGUGGAAAUGGUUGGCGUCUUCCUGAAAAGUUGCAAAUUGUCAAGCCGAUCGAGGGGUCACAGACGCUGCAUCACUGGACGCAGCUUGCUACUCCAACCCUCGGUGGUCUACUAGAUGAAAGGCCAGGAGUAAAGACGCGGGGAGGUCGAGCGCUUGAAGAUCUUGGCCUAGAGACGUUCACCUUGGCUGAUCUCGAAGAAGACGAAGAGUAUGCGAAUCCUGGAAAACUAUUCCAGGACACUGGAUCCAUCUAUACAUUCACAAACAGUACUGUCCUUCAUCCUGACGAUCAUACCAGCGUCACCGCAAGCGUUGUCGGCAGCAGAGUCGCUACGGCUCCAAACAGCGCUCUUAAUUCUGGAAUGAACACCCCGAGAACCAUGAGCCGGCGUAAUUCGACGUCGACUUUUUCUACCACUCUUGGACUCGCCAAGAUGCUGAACGAGAGAGGAAUCAAGGCCGUCACUCCAUCCUGUGUCUCGACUCCAAGUGGAGAACGCAACUUCACGCCAACCGCUACUCCAUGCAAUAGCCCUGACGGUACUCCGCCCCCUUCCAGAUCAAGCUCCCCACCUCCUUACAGCAGUCCGUUCAGACUAGGCCUGUUCAGCAGUGGAGCUGAACUACUGAAACGCACUUUUGGCACUGAGGAACAAGUUCCUGUUCGAAAGUCAAAGCGAUCAAAACCCACGCUUAGUCGGUCAGAUAAGAAGGCUUUGACUGGCAUCAGGCUGGUUGAAAAACUUGAACGUAUUGGGAUAGACACUAUAAUGGCGACUACAGCGAGUUCCUCCAUCUCCCCUCUCGCACUUCAGGGUGCAAUUUACACAAGGCGAUCAAUGGACAGUCCAAUGGCUCAGCUAACGUCACUGAAAACUUCAAUGUCAUCUAGUAUUAGCCAAGAUAAGCUCUCAUCUUCCUCGUCGAGCAGCAGCGGAGACUCUUUGAUCGAAAAGCCUCCGCUGCCGCCUGGAAAAAACCGAGGAAGGGAAUCGGAACUUGGUGUCCCUGCUCGUCCGGGAUCAGGUGCUUUGACCAACAGACUUGGUCAAUUGACUAGUCGCCAACGACGCUCCGGCGCGGGGGCAACACGCCCUGACCUGGGCAAGGUCAAGGCAACGUCGACGCCUCAGAACGUCAAGGAGUCGGCACCGCAAUCGGCAUUAGGCACUAUUAGCUCCCUCCUUUUCGGAAGGAAGGGAGGACUUCUGUAAUCACGUUAACGACGCUAAACUAAUGGCAACUUUGUAGGUUUUGAAAUAGCAGGGAAAUCAGAUGUAGGAAUCAUAUGUUAUUUUCUAAUUUACUGCAAUACUGAACGGACGUGAACGAAAUCUGCACGAACUGUUCGUCUUUUUUUUUUUUUUUCUGGUAGUUUAUUUAUAAAACGAUAGAAUAUAUUCGCAUCAUGUUUGAUAAAGGUUUGCUCUUCAUCCGAGUAUCGAAUAGUCGACCUGAGACACCCCAAAAGUUUUAAAGUCAAGAGGCCACCGAACUGCGGCCAUCACGAAUUAGUUUCAAAUGGUAGAGGAUUAACAAAAUACCAUUUCUUCGAUCGUAUUUACUGAUCUACACAAAAGGAAUUAACUGAUGAAUAUAUUUUGGUGCAGAGUAAAUUAAAUUCAUUUAAUCAAUCACAAAUUUAGAGUCUUCUCGUAAUCCGUUUUCAACAAUUGACGAUGACAGCGAUUUUUACCUGAACAGAGCAUUGAAAAAUAACUUAGUGUUUCCAGUGAGUAUCUUUAUUGUGCAGGCUAUGAAUCUCGGAAAAAAAGAAUUCCAUCCAGAAUAAAGUGGACAGAUUCGUUAUAGUUCUAUAAAAGUAGAAAAAACAGGAAUUUCCAGGCUAGUAAAAGAGUUACGUUACAACUGACAUAAUAUCAUUUUUACAUUUCAAGGCACUUUUCACUGUAUUUGAAUCCCAGAUGGAUCUCCCGCAAUUGAUUUACUUACCAUGUUUACACUAAGAAGCUAUUUUCUAUUUUUCAAGCCCUUAGUUCAAUCCAAGUCGCAGCCUUGACUCAUAUUUUCAAUAUUGUGUUUGGAAUAAUAUCAAAGAGCUUUGUAGUAUAAUUUAACCGUGUUUGCGACAAAUUAUUCCCCAAGAAGAGCUGCGUGUAAAUAGUUCAUCAAAAUAAUUGUACAUCAAUUUUUAUAAAUUUUUAACACAUACAAACAUACCGGUUUAGAAAGACAAAAAACCAAUACUGAGAAUUUGGUCGUGUUAUAUGAUUAAUUUUAGCAGAAUUCACUUGCAGCUGCAUACCAGUUCAGAUUUAAGAAAAAAAACCGAUUCUUUCAGUUACAAAGGUGCGUGAUUUCCCCUGUGAGAAAUUUUAAAUCAUGUUUCAUUUACCUAAAAUAAAAAAUCUACCGAUGCACUAGAUUGUGCUUUUAUGUUUGAAGAGAAAAUUAAACAUACGUGAAUUACUUUUACAGUUGAUUAUUCCCUAGAUGUAAAUAUUAAAUGGUAUUAAUGAUUGGCGUCAUAACAUACCUCAGAUCGCUUUUUAGAUACACAGAUACGUAUUACAGAAUUACUCUUACUGCUACAUUGGUUGUCAUAGCUAAGCUCGCUAACGAUAGUCAUAGGAUUAUACCACACCUAUACUAUGUAGACGGCCAACUUAUUUCUAAUCCAAUCAUUAUUAGUUGUUGUCAUCGAUAGUUAUACAGCGAAGCUGGUCAAGCUCAAAUAUUACGUAAAAAGUCUUAGGACGAAAGCAUUGAACUAUUGCAAUCGUAUUAUUCGAUAAACGCUGCGAUGCGAAGACCGCAACAAGUCCUCAGGUUUCACUCGCCUGUGGAUAUUUUAUAAGUAUCAACGGUUGAGUCGUGAAAUAUCAUUUGAAUAAUUUCACCCUUGCAAUUGUAAGUCGAAGCAGGAUUUAAAAAAAAUCAAUUAUCGUAUGUGCAAUUGCUCGGGGUAGAAAUAUUAAUUCAAAUAAAAGUUGAAAGUGCAGCCACGCACAGAUUCAGCAGCAAUAUUAUAUGUAAAAUGUGCCCGAAUAUAAUUUAAUUGUACAGUAGAAAGCCACGUAUCGUGUGGUAUGUAAAUAGAUAUGCAGGUAAUGGAAGGAGAGAAGAGAGAAAUUUGUGAGAGAGGAUGAGAGACAUUAUAGCUUAUUGAGAAAUUGUUAUUAGUUGCUUAUUUCAUGGAUAAAAAUUGAACAAUGCUUUGCUAGAGUUUCUCGUAGUAUAAUACUAGUUGGGAUCCCAGAAACUCUUAUUUCAGCACAAACGAGUAAAAAAAAAAAAAAAUGUCCAAUUUCUAAAUCUGGUGCUAAUGUAUUUUUAAUUCGGAUUUUUUUUUUUUUUUAUUUUUUCAUGUUAAGGCGUGCCUCGUUUUGUCACACUUGUCAGUUCGUGAAUUUUAUAUAUUUAUUUUUCUGUUCUUGUUAUUUUUUUGCAGCUAAUUAUUUACGACGAUACGAUACAGUUUUCAUCAACGUAAACUAGCUGUUGUCAGUCUUUGAAUCAAGAAGAUUGUACAUUCAGCACUUUGUUUAUACGCGAAUGUUGUAAUCGAUAUAUCAAUUGUGGCAGUGAUUUAUAUUGUAUCAAUUUUAAUACAGAUUGUUUGUAUGUUUGAUUCUUUGUUUUGGCUUUUUGACAGAAUUCAUCAAUUAAAUUAUCAUUGUAAUCUUAGUAGGCGUUCCGUUAAUCAAUUACCAUUUUACUUAAGGACAAUCCUGUAUUAUAUAAACGAGCAUUUAUUCUCGUUGACGCCUUGUAAAUAAAAACAUUAUAGAUACGUACAAAUUAAUAAAUCUUAAGUUGAAAACGAAAAACAAAGAAAAAAAGAAAAGAAACAAUUAUUAAUUGAUGAAAAAUCAUUUGUUGCUGUCCUGUGCUGUGAGCUAAGUAGUUACGUUUAAAUGUUUGCAUCCUUAUGUUAUUUCCGAUUUAAUAAAAGGCCUAAUAAACGUGAACAUGAGAGAGGAUCUUUUAAAUAGGAAUAAUAACAUGUAGUGAUGAUGAACAGUCAGAGGUUCGGUGUUGUUUUCUGUAAAUAGAAAUAUAGACAAUUUUAGUGUUAAUUUCAGAGAAACCGACGAAUCCAACGUUUGCAGUUAUAAGAGCAGAAAGGCCUAAAUCAACUGAUUUUACUCCAAUAAUGCGAAAUAGCUACAUUAAAUACAUUUUCUGAACGAAAUCAGCAGAGGUAGAUAAAAAAAAUGUGGUGACGGAUCUGCAUUCUAUCUAUCGUACCAUACCGUGUAUUAUAAUUUAUAAUAGUGAUUACUCUAAUUUAUCAGUGUAAUAUAUAAGGUUUGGUGAACAGCUCGAGAGUUUUGCCAAUUCGUUAAAAGAAGGUCAACGUAAUCAGACUUGCGAUGAAAUUCAGGUGAUUCCUGAUAUGUAUUAUGUAAUGUAAAAAAAAAACUAUUUUAACAGAUAUUACAUGUCCAUCAAGGGCGUAGCUAAUUUUAAUUAUUUAUUUCUUUUCCUAAUGGGUAAAUAUUUUGUGUAUUCAGCUUUUUCAAUUUUUUUUUAUGGAUCAUUGCAUGUUCCACAGUAACCUUCACUUACUAUAAGUCAUACCGUUUAUCCAAAUUAUUGUCACUGUGUGCAAUUUAUUAUGUACGUUCUCAGUAUUAAACUGUAUCGAAGGUACACCACGGUGCUUGAUAUUGAUAAAGGGAAUGUCAAAACUUGUGAGAUCAUCUACUUGCCGUUCUCUUGUUCAUUUUUUUUAGUUUACUCUUUUCUUCCUGAAUUGUGUUGCAGUUCAAACGUUCCUAUACAUACUAUCAAUACUACUGUUUGUGUAGUUUUUAUUUGUCAGUUUCUGUUUCAGACUUUGUACGUGCAUUUACAUUAUUCUAGUGAAAUGCAUCGUUAUAAAUAUGAAAAUAGUUACCAAUGUUAAUCUGCGGACUGUAUAGGUAUUUACUAUACACAAACCUAGGUAUACUCUAUACAUAAUAUGACGUAUACAUAAUAUAAGAAUUGAACAAUAAAUAUAUUUAAAUAUGA
Messenger RNA from Neodiprion virginianus, 7354 nucleotides. It is a transcript of the gene milt, whose product is annotated as trafficking kinesin-binding protein milt. Bases 523 to 3588 code for a protein of 1021 amino acids. The transcript is spliced from 8 exons. NCBI's taxonomy places the organism in Eukaryota, Metazoa, Arthropoda, Insecta, Hymenoptera, Diprionidae. The record is from RefSeq and is a predicted model, not a curated record.